CGUCCUUUAUCAUUAGGAAAAUCAGACACAUAUACACACUAACACACACGCAGGGCUAAGAGAGAGAGCAGAGGGAGAGAGAAAACAAAAAAAAGAAAAAAGAAAAAAAGACACUACAAGAACAAACGCAUAUACAUACGCACGCACCGCACAGCAAGCAAUACUGUUUGGAUUAUGUGAAAGUGAAAAAAAAAAAAGAUUAUGUGCGGGAAAAAGCUUAAAACCUCUCAUGGAAUCACCACGGAGGAAUCCGAUUUCUUCGAUGGUUUACCUGAUGAUCUUGUCGUUUUCAUUCUCUGCAAGCUCAGUGCCUCCGCUUCUUCUCCUUCCGAUUUCAUCAACAUUUUCUUAACAUGCAAAAGAUUGAAUCGAUUAGGUCUCCAUCCUCUGGUUUUAUCUAAAGCCGGCCCGAAAGCAUUUGCUAUCAAAGCCAAUAACUGGUGUGAUUCCGCUCAGCGUUUUCUCAAACAGUGCGUUAACGCCGGCAACGUGGAAGCUAGCUACAUCCUCGGAAUGAUCCGAUUUUAUUGUUUACAAAACCGAGGUAGUGGAGCUUCGCUAAUGGCAAAAGCAGCUAUCAAAUCUCACGCGCCGUCGUUGUACUCGCUUGCCGUGAUUCAGUUCAACGGAAGCGGUGCUUCCAAAAGCGACAAGGAUCUAAAAGCUGGUGUCGCUCUCUGUGCUCGAGCUGCUUACCUCGGCCACAUCGACGCGCUUCGCGAGCUUGGCCAUUGCCUUCAAGACGGUUACGGUGUCCGCCAAAACAUUGCCGAGGGACGCCGUCUGCUCGUCCAAGCCAACGCGCGCGAGCUCGCUUCCGUCCUACGCUCCGCCUCAUGGGGGCCGAAUAACUACCAGUGCUUGACUUUGACCGGUUCUUCCCCGCUUAGCUUUCCUUUGCUGAGUGAUUUUGGUUGCAGCUUGCCGGCGCCGGAGUUUCAUCCGGCGAACCUAUUUUUGAGAGAUUGGUUCGGGUCGGGCCGAGGCGUGUUGGCCCCGAGGCUCAGACUCUGCGGUCACGUUGGGUGCGGUCGGCCCGAGACUCGGCCGCAUGAGUUUCGCCGCUGCUCCGUCUGUGGUGUUGUAAAUUACUGCUCCCGUGGAUGUCAAGCGCUGGAUUGGAAGCUACGACAUAAGGCUCACUGCCGACCGAUCGAACGGUGGUUGGAAGAUGAUGUUGCCGGUGACGACGCCGUUGACGGUGAUGUGGACGGCGUUGGAGAAAUUAUUUAGGGAACAAGUAGUGAGACUGUAAUUAUAUUUAAAAAAAAUAAAAAACAAAAAGAAAUUUGAAAAUGUGGUGGCAGUUAUGGUAAAUUUUGGCUUCCUUUGGUUAUUUUCUGUACAGGUGAAAAAUGAUUUGAGAAGAAAAAAAUAAUAAAUUGGGUUUUAGAUCUAAAUUAGAAGA
This is a messenger RNA of Ziziphus jujuba (common jujube), 1408 nucleotides long. RefSeq names its product F-box protein At1g67340. Gene Ontology annotation, molecular function: protein binding. Lineage: Eukaryota; Viridiplantae; Streptophyta; Magnoliopsida; Rosales; Rhamnaceae. The coding region runs from base 202 to 1233 and encodes 343 amino acids. The transcript is spliced from 3 exons. The record is from RefSeq and is a predicted model, not a curated record.